Molecule: messenger RNA, 1323 nt
Organism: Sphaeroforma arctica JP610
Lineage: Eukaryota; Ichthyosporea; Ichthyophonida
Exons: 1
Coding region: 1-1323 (440 amino acids)
Source: RefSeq, a predicted model, not a curated record
AUGAAAAUCAAAUCAUUUUGUGGUACACUGUCCAUCCUCGUACUCAACCUAAUCGAUUCCACCUCAGCCGUAAGUGACCCAUGCGAGUGCACAUCGCUUGUGCUGCAGGGUGGCAAGUGUCAGGACUCCUUCAGUCAAGCCGUGAGUGAUAAUAAUGGGGUUAUCCACUUCGCAGGUACGCACGAGAUAGCGUCUGCGAUGCGUUUCCGUGGUGAUUUGGAUGUGCGUGGUGUAGAGUGCGACAAUGAAGGCAGAGCAAAAAUAAUCGGGGCGUAUAGUUCGGAGAGCAACGGUAUGUUCAGUCCUCAAGGUCCUUCCAGGAUCUCGAUUUCAUUCCAGGGAUUUGACAUUACAUCGAAGGAGGGUGAGUUUGUGUCAGCUCUGCGAACCUCGGGAGGGGAGGGCGACAGCGGCGAAAUGUACGUGACAUUCAGAGCAUCUGACAUCCGAGCAUAUGGAAUGUGGAAUAAGCGCUUGGGUGCUGUAUUUUUCAUCGGAAAUAUUGGGGGGUUGGCUGGCGAGUCGAGGAUUGAUGACAGUUGUAUGUUCUGGGAUAACAAGAUAGAGUCCACCCAAACCGAGCUUUAUCACGGAGGAGCUGUACUGUGCGUACAAUAUAUAGAGGACAAGGCUGAGUUAUACGUGGGUGGUGAAUACAAAGGUAACACGGCCUUCUAUACGGGCGGGUCUAAACAUUGCACUGGAGGUGCGGUAUAUAUUGACACCAAUGAGGGGUCCGUAAUCACCGGCAAAAAGGCCAGGUUCGAGGACAAUGUAUCCAACCAAGGAGGUGCAAUCUCAAUCAACUCGAAUGUGGGCUCAAUUGAUUUCCAAAGUACAUUUAAGGCCAACAAAGCACUCGACCAGGGCGAAGGCGCGCGUGCGGGUGCUGUGCGGGUGUUUAACUUGGGACCAGGCUCUACUACAAUCCUGUCCGGUGAGUUUAUAGACAACCUAUCAGACGUCGAUGGAGGGGUAAUGGCUACUAACAUCAUCGGUGCUGGAGCACACCUUGUGUUUAGUGGCGUAUUCAGCAACAAUACCUCGCUCCACACGGGAGCUGUUAUGAGUCAGUGGUCUCAGUAUACGAAUGAGGGGUUAACGCAGGUUCUGGCGUCUGCAAAGGUUUACAACAACACAGCGACGUAUGACAUGCGCUCGAAUUUAUUCAAGUUUACAUCUGGGCCCUCAUUGGUAUCAGAAGAGGACUUGGUCCCAGGGGUCACGUGGUCAUGGCAAGGAUCCAAGGAUGUGCCAGUGCCUGAAGUAAAGACGCUUUACGACGACACCUGGAAACAGCGCAGACGACGCACUGUUACAUAA